AUGCAGCGGAGCUCUCGACGGCUCACGUUGAGCGUGGGCACUUUUGAGGAGGUGGUAGAUGGGAGGGUGACACUCACCGAUGAUGUUGCCCGCAAACCCACACGCCCCUUUUCCCCCGAGUUUGGCUGGAACGCCAUUGUCCGUCGAACCACCUCUCAUCAGGGCACUGCUAGCAGCGCCGCAUCUGCGAGCGCUAGCUCUCACCAUCUCCAAUUCAAGACACUCUACCACGAAUACGGCGAGGCCCAGGAGCAAGCGACAGAGCUAGCGAUCGACGUAUUGUGUCGACACUUCUUCACCCCGAAUGGACGUCUGAAUCCACACAAGGCCAAUCCCAACCCGAACCUCUUCUACGUCCCCAUAAUAGACGCCAACAGCCCGGCCGACUAUCUUUUUGCCAUGAAGUUCUGCAUCCACGGCGGCAAAAACCUGAGUCAAGGGUCCAGCACCGCAAACUCCAUCCGCCCUUCCUCAUCCGGCACUGUUGCUCAGAUAACAGAUUUCGCUUGUUCCGUUAUCAGCUCAAUCUUUACAGCCAAGAGCAGCAUCCAACCGGAGAUGGGAGCGUCCAAUGCUGCAGCAGCCACGCUUAAGGCAAUGGGUGCCGACAAGAUGCAGGUCCUGAGGGAACACUUGAACAGCCUCAUGGACGCUAUGGAGAUCAUUACAAAACACCAUGGGGAUGUCUGGCGACAAGGGAGGUUUGAAACUGCGUUCACCGGACUGUUGGUGACCGUGGGGGGCGGGAGACGUUGCGGCGCUGGCAUUGUAUCGCUGAUCGCCGCGUUUCGUCAUAUGCGCACAGCGGAAACAACCGGGAAAGAUGCGACCGCGAUGGACAAGAGCCGGAAGACGAUGCACUGCUGGCUCUGUAAGAUCCUGAUAGACGCGCUGCGCAGCGACUACCAAAGCCGCCGGGACGCCCCGGCGACUGCUAAGCUCGUCAUGGAAAUGGUGGCCGCCUUGGACCCGGAAGCGCUCAAAGGGUGGGACUACCGGUCCGCCUCGGUCGAGUACCUGAGUCGGGAACUGAGGUUCUUGGUACAGGGUUGGGCAGGUCUGGCCAAGUAG
Chaetomium globosum CBS 148.51 is the source of this 1071-nucleotide messenger RNA. RefSeq lists its product as uncharacterized. The record is from RefSeq and is a predicted model, not a curated record. NCBI's taxonomy places the organism in Eukaryota, Fungi, Ascomycota, Sordariomycetes, Sordariales, Chaetomiaceae. Bases 1 to 1071 code for a protein of 356 amino acids. The transcript has 6 exons.